AUGUCCUCCUCGGGGACUGUCGGCAUCCUCGGCCAAGAGCCGCACAACGUGACUAACCAUCCAGUCAGAAGAGCAGCCCUCCCGUGGGUCCCCUGCCCGCCACCCUUGGGGCUUCCUCGUCCUCCCAGCCGCCCCCUGGGACCCUUGGCCACAACCAUCCUGUUCUGUAUGCUGCUGGACCCAGCGUUACCCCUGACUCAGGAGCACCAGGAUGUUCCAACCACGGAAUGGGUCCCCAGUCUAAAUAUGAAGUUUGACCGAAGGACAAUGGAACUGAGUUGGGACUGCAAAGAAAACACUACCUACCUCGAAUGUGUGAUGAUCCACAAGGAGAAAGGAGAGAUCAGAAAAAAGCCCAAGAACAAAGACUGUCACUGCAACUUUUCCCAUGAUUCUCUCCAUGGGGGAGUCACGUUCGUGGUUAAAGUAAAUAGCACCCAAGGACCGAUUCCAGAAAAACUGGUCUACGCUAACCCAGGUGGCGAGGGCACCGCUGCCCAAAACUUCUCCUGUUUUAUCUACAACGUGAACUUCAUGAACUGCACUUGGGCGAAAGGUCGGGCUGCGCCUGAUGACGUCCAAUAUUUCUUGUACAUACAAGACUUUAAGGAAAAAAGGGAAAGAGAGUGUCCUCAUUACGUGACGGACUCAGGAACGCACGUCGGAUGUCACCUGCACGAUCUGUCGGGAUUAACGUUCCGCAAUUACUUCCUGGUGAACGGUACCAGCCGAGAGACGGCGGUCCAGUUUUUUGAUACGAUUUUGUCCUUGAAAAAAAUAGAAAUAUACAGCCCGCCCGACAACGUCAGCGUCGACUGCAACCCGUCCCACUGCCAGAUCCUCUGGGACCCGCCCAGGACGCGACACCCCUCGUCCGCCUGGGACUUCAACUACCAGCUGCGCAUCCAGAAACAGGUCAGUGCGCUCGGCCCCGGACCGGACGGCGUCGACCCAGAGGGCAGACCAGCGCCCCGCCCCCCCCGCCGCGAGGGCCCGGUGCCCGCGGCCCGGCAGCGCUGGGUGCAGGGUCCCUGGGCAACGGGGGUGCCAUGCGGCCCCCGCAUUCAGCCGGCCAGGAAAGCCCCCCCUUGUCCUGUGCCGUUGGCCACGCGCCUCAGUCCUAAGGAGAACGGCCACUGGAUGCCCAGCCAGGACGCGGGGGGCCAUCGAGGGCUGGGCACAGGAGGCCACCCAGAGGGUCCCCCCAUCGUGCAGGAGGGCCACCCUCUGCGAAGACGCCUCAGGUUGUUUGCAUCAGAGACCUUAUUCCCGCGGAUUCCGCACAUCAAGGAUAAAUGGAGUGAGAACGUUCACACUGACCACCAGAUCAUCUGGGAGAAAUCCACCCCGGAUACAGGAAAGAUCGACCAUGAAGAGAUCCUAACCGUGGAGGAAGUCACCAUCGCCCCGGAGAGCGUGUGACCCACAAAGAUGCUUCCAGCCCCGGAACGUUCUGGAAGCCGUUUUGUCUUUUCAUUGUUUGAACACUUAUUUAUACGGCGCUCUAUUUUUUUACUUUAAAACAACGUGGUCUUUUGCAAG
This is a messenger RNA of Puma concolor (puma), 1542 nucleotides long. The record is from RefSeq and is a predicted model, not a curated record. NCBI's taxonomy places the organism in Eukaryota, Metazoa, Chordata, Mammalia, Carnivora, Felidae.